Molecule: messenger RNA, 504 nt
Organism: Miscanthus lutarioriparius
Lineage: Eukaryota; Viridiplantae; Streptophyta; Magnoliopsida; Poales; Poaceae
Source: the annotation of a GenBank genome assembly
AUGGCUGUGGCUCCGUCCUUGUCGUGGCUCUCCCUCGUCUCCUCGCUCUGGACGGCAUGGGCGUGGUGGUCGGUGCCUGUGAUGCUCGCGACGGCGGCACCGACGACGGCAGUGGACCGGCAAGGAGGAGAGCUCUGCUCGCCCGCGCUAUGCGGCGGCAUGAUCAUCUCCUUCCCGUUCGGGAUCGUCGCCGAUCACGCAACGGAGACCAACUGUGGGAUGAUCGGGUUCCAUUUCCAGGCAGUGCGGCAGAGCCGCGGGCUUGUGGACACGGCAUGCGUGAACAAGACGUUGGUUGACAUCACCAAGGGUCCCCAUGUGUCCGGCUGCUACUUCCUGGAGGGUUGCACCGCUACCGUCGUGCUGAUGCUUGCGAGGUCCGGCGAGGUGAACCCAGCAAACUACAUGGAGCUCAUCAGUGAGGGAUUCCUCUUGACAUGGCAACUGUCGCCGUCACCGUUGUCACCACGGGCAGGUAAGUUUACAUUUGGAACAAUAGCAUAG